Molecule: messenger RNA, 1131 nt
Organism: Rotaria socialis
Lineage: Eukaryota; Metazoa; Rotifera; Eurotatoria; Philodinida; Philodinidae
Source: the annotation of a GenBank genome assembly
AUGACCGAACAGAGAAAAACAAGAAAAAUUUUCACAUCGAAAAAAUUCCCAAAUAAACAGGUGCGUACAAAGAAAGUUGUGGAAGUCGAAGAUGAACAAUGUGGAAUUACUUUUAACAAAAUUAAAACGGAUUCUCUAUCCAGUUGUAUCUUUACCAUAAUUUUUGGUGAAUUGAGUGCGAAACCAAUAGCAUACCUGUCCCAUUGUUCACUCACCUACCAACCACGUCUAUUCACACCAACAACAACAGCAGCAGCAUUUAUUAAAGAAAUUGAAAAUGACAUGCUCGAUUUGUUCAAUGAAAAGUAUGCUGCUAAUCCUAUAGAAAAGCCAAAUUUAACCCAAUUACAAAAUUUGAAAAUGGUGAUCGGUGCUGGAGGUAAAGUUAAACCUGACCUAAUAAGAAAAGGUUUAGCCUUACUUAACAGCCCAAAAAACAAUAUCAAUCAACAUUUGAAAACAGAAGGAGCGCUACAUUUAUAUUGCCAGCUUCAGAACAACGUGAAAAUAAUGGAACCAAUAACGUUUAUAAUGAACGACGACGACGAAGAUUUAGGUGCAGAAGGUGAGAAUGUUGUUGACCCACCUGGUAUUAAGCUCCUGUUUGAUUGUUAUACAAAAAAUUUAAAUAAUGCCUAUUUAUUAACUGUACCUGUUCAAGAAAUUUGUAAUCAUGAUCUUAACGAUCAAUUAUCAUCAGCAGGCGAAAAACUUGUCGUGGUUAUUUGUUUUGCUACAGAUUGUACUGCAAGUAAAUCAAUCGCACCAUACAUUGAAUAUUUGAAUGCUAAAUAUUUAAAUGCUGUAUUUCUCAAAGCUGAUAUUGGAAAAAGGAUGAAUGAAUUCAUCAUGUAUUCAAUUGCAGUUACACCAACAUUUCUCUUUUUUCAACAUGGUGAACAAGUUGCUCGUUUACAAUCUGCCAAUAAAGAAUCUAUUGAAGAGAUAAUUUUAAAAUUUUAUAAAGAUGCACCAUUAGAUUAUAUUGAAUACAUGAACCUCAAACCGUUUAUUGAAGAAAAAGGUUGUAUGGCUUUGAAUACAAUUGAUGCGUGGCAAAAUGCUAUAUUUGGAAAUAAAAAAGACUCAUUGAGAUCAAAUGCUGAUAGUUCAGAAGUAGAAAUUUGUUAG